Scheffersomyces stipitis CBS 6054 is the source of this 1623-nucleotide messenger RNA. RefSeq lists its product as uncharacterized. The record is from RefSeq and is a predicted model, not a curated record. NCBI's taxonomy places the organism in Eukaryota, Fungi, Ascomycota, Pichiomycetes, Serinales, Debaryomycetaceae. The transcript has a single exon. The annotation marks the transcript as partial.
UUUAAACCUGUCAUUCUGAUGUCUGUUUUGAAUAAGGUGGAAUCUAUGCAAGCAUUUCUAUUCACGCCUAGCUUUCAAAUAUUCCGUUAUAACAACUUUCUUGACAUUUUGAGCGACCACCAUUAUAACGAUCCAAUAAAUUUUGCCAGAGUUCGGAGUCAUUCACUUCUUAAAUUUAUAAACCGCCAUAGAAAGUCGAGUUCUAUAAGGAACAGGUUCGAUACUUUGCAACACCAUGACAUUAGGGCGUACGAAAGUAUUCUUGCCUAUGAGUCUUUGAAUGUGCGCAAAUUUCUUCGUAUUCUUAUUAGGGAGGAGCUGAUACAUAGCCAUCACCCAAUAAUUAACAACGAAGAAUUGGUACAGGUGAACUUCUCUAACUACGUGCGAUAUCUAAUUAACCUUCCCAGCAAUGUCAACCCUUCCACAUUAACUGAGGUUGAGAGAACUCAUUAUAAGUACAAGGAUUUUUUCAGAAAGAUUGCAGAUGCUUUGUACUCCUUGAAACAGGAAGACAUGGGUGAUGGCUGUGAUGUAGAGUUGACUAAAGUCAAUCUAUUAUUGCAUUCGAUUACCAAAGUGUCUUACGAAUAUAUUCUUUUGGAGAAAUAUAAUAUUCAAAUCUUAGGUAAGUUCCAUAACAACUGCAUUCUCGCAAGUCAAUCCCUGCGUGGUUUAUUUGAAAAGUAUAAGGAAAAGAUAACCAGCCAAGAUCCGGAGUCUACAAAGGUUUUAAUUUACAAUACGUUUUACAGUGUCCAAUAUGGUUGGUAUCUUGCUCUUACUGUCCCAUUUGUUCGGGUUUUUGAAACAAAUAUAUACGCAGAAAACCCAAAGAUUAUUGAUGACCUGGAAUUGUACGCCGAAAUAGAAUCCAGAAUCCGCAAACAAUCGUUUGUCGAGUCCGAUAAACUUUUAUUUGAUGAUUAUUUUAAGAAACUACAAUUCGAAGAAUUUAGCGAAUACAAGUCGAUGCCACCGGAAAAGUUAGUCAAUAUGGCCAAAGCAGUUGAUAAUGAGUCUGCAAAAUAUUCAGAUGUGAACCGCCACGAAUAUCCUGAUCCUAGCGCAUCUUUCAGCCACAAGCCAAUGAAUUUCGAAUUCUACUCUGAAAGUUUAUCGACUUUAGAAUCCAACUCGUUUGACUUAAUUCACUCCCGCGAUUUACAGUUGCAACUCACACCUACUAAUUAUAAAAUCGUUCUACGAGAAUUCUACAGAAUAUUGAAGGUUGGUGGGAAGCUAGAAACUCCAAUAGUCAAGUAUGGGAACGAGUCAAUAUUCCAGGGUGCCAAGGAUGGUAAACCUCAAUGGGACUUCAUGGAAAUCGAUUUGGCAAACUUUCUCAAAAUCAUUCCUAAUUUCAUUGAGGUCUUGCUUGUUGAGUUGUACGAAAUAUUUGGUAAGGGAAAUGUCAAGUUUAGCGUUGUUUUGUUAAGUUCGUCAAAUGAGGUCAAUAACUUCCUUAUUAGACGGAUUGGAAUUCAACUAUUCGAAAUCUUUGGGAAGAUUGAUGAGUAUUGCGCAAAAUUUAAGGACCAUGAUGACCCUGUCAAACCAAUGUCUACUGAAGGAGGCAUUCAUUAUUAUAUAAAUAUUUGUGCCCAAAAGUCGCAAUUGUGA